This is a messenger RNA of Eriocheir sinensis (Chinese mitten crab), 3903 nucleotides long. RefSeq lists its product as uncharacterized. The record is from RefSeq and is a predicted model, not a curated record. Gene Ontology annotation, cellular component: neuron projection. Lineage: Eukaryota; Metazoa; Arthropoda; Malacostraca; Decapoda; Varunidae.
CAGAGGGAGGAGGUGCGCCGCUCGUUCCUCUCUCGGUCCUGUUGUCUCGCUUCACUCAAAUCCCCUCGCACUCCCUCCCACGACCCCGCUGCGAACUGGCCUGACCUAAUGCAGCUUUGACCAAUAAUUUCCCCCCUUGUUUGCUGAUAUAACGAAGUGACGUCGCUAACCAGGUACACGCGCCGUUGAAGAGCGUCGAACGAAAGAAUCUGGGACAGUACUGCUUCCGUGAAAUGUGGGAAUUUUUGCAACUUUCCCUUCAGUGAGUAAAUAAAUCCGCCUCUCCAAUUAUUUCAGAACUGUGACCCGAUGAGUUUAUUUUUUCCGGUAGAGUUAAGAAAGCAGACCACGAACAGUGUGUGUGAAAGGGGACGAAAGAGUGAUCAAAGAACGUGGAAUCCAAUUAUAUUAGGACUGUAACCUGAUGACUUUGUUUUUCCGAUAGACUUGAGGCCAAAAAAACAGACAGUGCUAAAUAUGAACCAAGGAACGAAGAGAAAUAUUGAAAACUGUUGAACUAUAUAAACUUUUCAAUAUAUGAGUGAGUGAAUCUGUCCCACUUAACUUUCUCUGCUGUGUAACCUGAUGACUUUGUUUUUUUACGAUAGAGUUGAGGCAGAAAAACAGACAGUGCUAAAUAUGAACCAAGGAACGAAGAGAAAUAUUGCAAACUAUUGAACUAUAAAAACCUUACCGUAUAUAAGUGAGUGAAUCUGUCCCACUUAACCUUCUCUGCUGUGUAACCCGACGACUUUAUUUUUCCGACGUAGUUGAGGAAGCAAAUCACGUACAGGGUUUUAAAAGUGAACGAAAGAACGAAAGAAAGAACGUGGCCACCAAUUAUUUUAGAAGCGUAACCUGAUGACUUUGUUUUUACGAUAUAGCUGAUGAAGGAGACCAAGGACAGUAUGUGAAAGUGAACGAAAGAAAGAAGAAAGAACGUGAAGAAAUACUGCAAUGUGUUGAACUAUAUAAACCUACGAGAAUAAAAGUGAAUGAAGUUGAAGUAAAAGAAAAAUAACGAGAACAAGAACAAGGAAAAUAAUAAAGAAUAGAAAAAAAAUAUUAAAAGACAAAAAAGAUGAUAAUAAUUAAAAGUAAAGAAAAAAGAACCCUGAAAUAACCUAAACGAAGAAGAAGAACAAGAAAAAGAUAAAGAAAAAGAAGUAAUAUAUAGAAAAAAAAGAAAAGAUAAAAAAAGGAGAAAAAAAACAGUAAUAACCUAAGACAUGAACUCCAUCCCAGCGCGGACCUUCUUACACCCCCCCUCUUCCCCUACCUCCUCCUCCUCCUCCUCCUCCUCCUCGUCGGGGUUAGAGGCGGCAGCGCGACGAUCAUGGGUUGUGUAAAGACCUGGAGAUUGCAGUGUGUUUGACCUUCCGACGCCAUCAGCGGGGAGCAAACACGCGGAAGAGAGAGAGAGAGAGAGAGAGAGAGAGAGAGAGAGAGAGAGAGAGAGAGAGAGAGUAACUUGGGGUCCAUCUAACAUCUAGGGCCUAUCCAUAUACUACACAUCUUCCCACUUAUUCUCCUCCUCCUCCUCCUCCUCCUCCUCCACUUCUAGAGAGAGAGAGAGAGAGAGAGAGAGAGAGAGAGAGAGAGAGAGAGAGAGAGAGAGAGAGACUAGGGGUCCAGACAACACCUAGUUCCCAUCCAUAUUACACAUCUUCAACCCACUUCUCCACCUCCUCCUCCGCUUUUUCCUCCUCUUCCUCCUCUUUUCAAGAUGUAAGGAGGCUCAGCGGCCAUGACGGGUGACAGAGAGAGACACGUACGAACUUUAGCGUCUGGAAAAGUUAACGUGGAGAGGAGGAAAAGCAGAAGGAGGGCGUGCGGGGUGCCGAGGGGGGGCAGCUGGGUCCUCCUCCGCCGCCCAGCCAGACCCUCGCGAUGCCUGGAACGCGCCGCCACAAGCCGCGACGCUCCGCUAAUGGACACAAAGUUGGGGCCGCAGUGUAACAGGUCUCCGGGUCGCUGCCAGGCAAACUUUGGGCCCCGUGUUAGCGGCGCCCGAGAGCAAGUGGUUCCAGGAGCUUGUGAGGAUCCUGAGGGGAGCGUUGUGACCCUCAAAGAAGAAGAGCAAGAACCCUUCCCAAAGAGGCCGCAUUGGACCGGUGAAAACUUUGCUCUCCGUGUUAGCGGCGCCCGAGACCAAGAGGUUCCAGGAGCCAAAGAGGAGUCUGAGGGGAGCGUUGUGGCCCUCCAAGCCCGUGAGGAUUCUGAGGGGAGAGUUGUGGCCCUCAAACUCCUUCCAAUUCUAUGGCCGCGGAACAGUGAAAACUUUCCCUCCCAUCUUAGUUGUGCCCGCGAUCAAGAGGUUUCAGAAGCCCAAAAGGAGACUCAGGGGAGCGUUGUGGUCCUCCAAGCCUUCCAAGCCCUUCCCUUCCUGAAGAGGUCGCGGCGGAACAGGUCAGAAGAUCACAGUGAAAACUUUGCCUCUAGUGUUAGCUGCGCCCAGGACCAAACCGUCUCAAGCACUAACGUGGUGCUGAAGGGGACCACUAUGGCUCUCCACGCCCCUCCAUACCAGAAGAGAGCACGACAAAACACGACUCCUGGUUAUAGUGAGGAAAAUCUUGCCUUCCAGGACCUACGCGCCUCAGGGCCAGACAUGGUUACCCUUGGGAGCGUCUCGACCCCCCACCAGAUUCCUUUUCCCGAGAGGCCGCAGCGUGACAGUUCUGAGGGGCAUUGUAGCAAGUUUGCUUGCCGUGUAAGCUGCUCCCAAGAUCUCGAUCUAUGGCCCUACAAAGCUUCUGAAACGUGUGCUGUGCCCCCUCAAGCCACACCCAUUCCCAAGAGACCUCAAUGUAGCAGGUCAUGUGGUCAGAGUAAAAACGUAAUGUCCUGUGUUAGCUACGGCCAGGACCAGCUCCCUUCAGAGUCACACUGGACUUCUGUGUGGCGUGUUGUAAUCUUUCACGAAGCGUUUCCAGUCUUGCCUCCAACCCUCCUCCCUGACCAGUGGCUUUUGGAGUCACGGAAACACUACAUGGAAGACCAGUUCGCAUCAGAUCCCGACAAAAGUUCUUCAGAGGGUGUUGUGAUCCUCCAGGAAGCCUCUUCAGCCCUCCUUCCAACCCUCCUUCCCUACCUGUGGCUUUUGGAGUCGCCGAAGCACUUCUUGGAGGUUGUGACGAGGGAGGAGGAAGGGAAAACAAAGAAGGAGACGUCACAAUUCUCGUACGCCUCCAACGGGCUCACGCAGCGCCAUAGAAGCUCAAAAUAUGACACCAGAAGACUUUGGACGCCUGACGAUGAUGAAAAUAUCUCCAUCUGUCCUUCCUACGGCUUCAGAACGACAUCACAGACCCUCACCGACCAGGAACAUAUUUACCAGAGUUCACCACGCCAACAGACACCACAGAACGUAACCAGGAGCUUACAGACAAGUCCUAAAGCAGUCCCUGUCUGUUCACACAUUCCCAGGGCACAACAGACAGACACAGACGAGAACCAUGACCCUCACCGACCGUCAUCCUCACAAACACUACUGAGCAAGCCACAGAGAUGUCCUAAGGAUGUCCCAAGCUGUCCUAACGUCCCUCAAAGGAUACAAAGGACCCAAAAAGCCCAGGAACUUGCCCCCAACACCCCCCAACGCUCACAGACACAACAGGACAUCCCCAGCAAGCCACAGAGAUAUCCUGAAGAUAUCGUAGAGUGUCCUAUCGUCCCACAAAGGAUUCAAAGGACCCCAACAGCCCAGGAACAUGCCCCCAAAAGCUCACCAUGCCCACGGACACCACAGGACGCCCGUAGGAGGUCACGGAGGGGUGCAGUAUCGGUGACCUCGUGUAAGGGGCGUAGGAGCAGCCUGGAGUCCUUCGCAGCAUCCUUCCUCCCGCUCCUCCUGAUGCUGACGAUGAUGAUGCUCCCCACGCAAGUCCUGGCUGAUGUUGG